AUGGCUAAAGCAAUCGUCGUCGGUGGUGGUUUGAGUGGUUUAUCAGCCGCUCACACCAUCUUGGAACGUGGUGGAAACGUCUUGGUUUUGGACAAGAACGCAUUUUUUGGUGGUAACAGUACAAAAGCCACCUCAGGUAUCAAUGGUGCCGGAACCGCCACUCAAGCUGAUUUGGACAUUCCAGAUUCAGCAAAGAUUUUCUUCAACGACACAAAGAAAUCCGCUCGUGAUUUGGCAAGAGAUGAUUUGAUCAAAGUUUUGACUGGUCGUUCAGGUGAAGCUGUCAAUUGGUUGCAAGAUCGAUUCGCCCUAGAUUUGUCAAAAGUUUCUCGUUUGGGUGGUCACUCUCAACCACGUACCCAUCGUGGUGGCGCUCAAUUCCCAGGUAUGACAAUCACAUAUGCACAAAUGGAAAAGAUUGAAGAAUUGGCAGAAACCACACCCGAACGUGUUCAAAUCGUUCGUAAGGCAAGAGUUACAAAACUCUUGUACGAAAACAAUGCCGUCGUUGGUGUCGAAUACACUGCCGGUGGUCAAACACAUCAAGAACAUGGUCCAGUCGUUUUGGCAACUGGUGGUUACGCAGCCGAUUUCGAUGAUGUAAACUCUUUGUUGAAGAAGCAUCGUCCUGAUUUGAUGAAUUUGCCUACCACAAACGGUGAUCACUGCACUGGUGAUGGUCAAAAAAUGGUUGCCGCCAUUGGUGGUCGUUUGAUCGAUUUGGAAAAGGUUCAAGUGCACCCAACUGGUUUGGUUGACCCUAAAGAACCUGACGCAAAAGUUAAAUUCUUGGCCGCUGAAGCUUUGCGUGGAUGUGGUGGUCUUUUACUUGACGCUGAAGGAAACCGAUUCGCCGAUGAAUUGGGACACCGUGAUUACGUUACUGGACGUAUGUGGGAUAACAACAAAUUCCCCGUUCGUUUAAUCUUGAACGGUGAAGCAUCAAAGGAAAUCGAAUGGCACUGCAAGCAUUACACUGGACGUGGUUUGAUGAAGAAAUUCGACUCGGGAGAGGCUGUGGCCAAAGAGAUGGGCCUUUCUGCUGACAAGCUCAAGGCUACCUUUGACGAUUACAAUGAAAUCGCAACCGGCAAGAAGAAGUGCCCAUGGAACAAGAAGUUCUUCAACAACCAUAACAUGAAGAUGGAUGACACUUUCCACGUUGCUCUUAUGACCCCUGUUUUGCAUUACACUAUGGGUGGUGUUGAAAUUAGCCCUGAAGGUCACGUUUUGGACAACAACGGAAAGCCAAUUGAUGGUUUGUACGCUUCCGGUGAAAUUGCUGGUGGUGUUCAUGGUGCAAACCGAUUGGGAGGUUCUUCCCUUUUGGGUUGCGUCGUUUUCGGUCGUGUUGCCGGUGAUAGUGUUACUUCAUACCUUUUGCGUGGUAUUUCUACCGGAAAGAUUGCUGCCGGACGUGCAGGUCAAGUUGCAAACCAUUUGGCAACAACUGUUCGUGUUAACCCUGAUAACAAGAAUGUUAGUUUGACAUUCAGUUGGGACGGACAAGGACAAAGUGAAGGAAAUGCAGCCACUUCUGGAUCAACUCAACAAGUUGCAACUUCUUCUGCUGGCCCUCAACCAGCCGCAGAGAACUCCAAAGCUCAAAAGAAGGAAACCCCUGCAACUGAAUUGAGAGAGAUCAGCAUGGAAGAAGUCGCCAAGCAUGCAUCUGAUGAUGAUUGCUGGGUUGCCGUUAACGGUCAAGUGAUCGAUGCUACCGGAUUCUUGGACGAUCACCCAGGUGGUCGUAAGGCAAUCUUGCUCUACAAGGGACGUGACGCAACUGAAGAAUUCAACAUGUUGCACGACAAAAACGUCAUUUCCAAAUACUACAAAGAAGGUAUCAUUGGUACAGUGAAACAAUAA
Molecule: messenger RNA, 1869 nt
Organism: Meira miltonrushii
Lineage: Eukaryota; Fungi; Basidiomycota; Exobasidiomycetes; Exobasidiales; Brachybasidiaceae
Product: putative OSM1-fumarate reductase
Exons: 1
Coding region: 1-1869 (622 amino acids)
Molecular function (GO): heme binding; FMN binding; oxidoreductase activity
Source: RefSeq, a predicted model, not a curated record